AGAUGCUCCAAAGCAGGCUGUCUGCGCAGAGCGGGGCCGGCGCAGAGCCCUCCUGGCGUGGGGAUGGACGGGGGACCUGGGUAGCCGGGGGUGGCUGGGUGGGAGGAUGCAGAGGUGGCCGGUGCUGCUCUUCCUGGCCUGGGCCUGUUUCCUCUUCUUCGCCGGCAUCGGUCUCUUCACCAGCGGCUUCCUGCUCAUGAGGAUCGAGCUCACCAACCGCAGCUCCUGCUCCGACCCGUUGGCCGCCCCAGCCUGGCCCGGGCAGCAGGUCGCGCCCGGCACCUGCUGGAUGCCCCAGCGCGUCCCCAAGGCCGUGCUGCUCAUCAUUGACGCCCUGACCUUCGAGUUCGCCCGCUUCGACCCAGCUAAGGCAAGGCCCCGGCCCUACGAGAACAAGCUGGGCUUCCUGCACCAGCUGGCCGGCUCCCAGCCCCGCCAUGCCCGGCUCUACCGCUUCCGAGCCGACCCACCCACCACCACCAUGCAGCGCAUCAAGGGCAUCACCACCGGCUCCCUGCCCACCUUCAUCGACGUGGGCAGCAACUUUGCCUCCUACGCCAUCGAGGAGGACAAUCUGCUCGGCCAGCUGGCGCAGAACGGGAGGAGAGUAGUCUUCAUGGGGGAUGACACCUGGGAUGGGCUCUUCCCCCAGAAGUUCUUCCGCUCGUAUUUCUUCCCUUCGUUUAACGUGAAGGAUCUUCACACGGUGGACGAUGGGAUCCUGCAGCAUCUCUACAAGACUGUGGAUGGUGGCGAGUGGGACCUGCUGAUCGCUCAUUUCCUGGGUGUGGAUCAUUGUGGGCACAAGCAUGGACCUGACCAUCCAGAAAUGGCCAAGAAGCUCACCCAGAUGAACGAGAUGCUCAGGUCGCUGGUGGAUCACCUGGGGAACGACACCCUGCUGCUGGUGGCCGGGGACCAUGGAAUGACGGAGACUGGGGACCACGGAGGAGACAGUGAGAAGGAGGUGAACGCGGCGCUCUUCGUGUACAGUAAAACGCCUCUCUUUGGAGCCCACCUUCCUGAGGAGCCGGAAACCAUCCCGCAGGUGAACCUGGUGCCCACGUUGGCCCUGCUGCUGGGCGUGCCCAUUCCCUACAGUAACAUCGGGGAGGUGAUGGCUGAGCUGUUCUCGGGGGACGGCGGCGCUGCUUCGGCAGCACUCAGUCAGCUCUCGGCGUAUCGUGUCAACGCCAGACAGGUGGACCGUUUCCUGCACUCCUACUCUCUGGCUGCCCAGGACCUGCCGGCUGAGCGGCUCCGGCACCUGCGGGAGCUUUUCUCUGCCGCGCUGGAGGAGCACGACCGGCUGCUGGCCCAAGUGCAGGAGGGGCUGCCUGCAUCGCCCGAGCGGGAGGCCAGGCUGAGGCGACUGGUUGGCCACUUCCAGCGUUACCUGCGGGAGGCCCGGGCUGUGUGCAUGGAGUCCUGGGCCCGCUUCCACCCGCUGCGCAUGGUGGCUGGCUGUGCGCUCAUCGCCGCCUCCUGUCUGCUCUGCUGUGUUGCCUCGGAGCUGGCGGCGGCCCUGGACUUCUCCUACCGAAGCCACCUCCUGUACCCGCUUCUCUGGGGCCUGGCGGUGGCGGCUCUGCUGGGGCUGGGCCACCUGCUCACCAAGGAGGGGCUGGACCUCAUUCUGGUGUUGUCGUGGUCGGCUGCCGCCUCCCAGCUGGCCUUCUUCUGGCACUGGUGGGGCCGCUGGCCCCGUCGAGCCCGUUUGGCUGGCGUCCAGCCGCCUGUGGCCAGCGCGGACCUGUGGCAGAGAUUGCGAGCGUGGCAGGGGCUGGUCCUCCCCAUGGGCAUCCUCUUUGUCCGCUGCUGCGCCAUGUUCUCGGACAGCUUCGUGGUGGCUGAGGCCUGGGUGGCCCCGUUCCUGCUCGCGUCCCUGGCCACCCUGCUGGUGGGGAAGCUGUACUGGCACGGCCGGCUGACUGCUCCGGAAUCCCCCACGCAACCCCCAGGCUCUGCCUUUUACCAGAAGGAGAGCUGGCAGCUCCUGUGCCUCCUGGCUGUGCUCCUGGCCUGCCUGCGCCUCUCAGGCCUUUUCCACCAGUGCCGCGAGGAGAUCCCGCACUGCCAGCCCUCACCCUUCCUGGCCCCGCUCUCCAGCCUGCAGAGCACUCAGGCCAAGAACCUCUUCUACCUCCUGUGCGUGGCCUCGCUGGCCGGGCUGGUGUACGCUGUGCAGCGCUGGCUGCGGCACUACGGGAACCUGAACAGCUCCAGCCCCCUGGUGCUCUUCGUGCGCUGGGCCUUCCCGCUGGCGGCCGUCUGGAUCGCUUGCUACUGGGCCGUCACCUCGGGGGCGGAGGACACGCUGGGCAAGCUGCAGGAGCUGGUGCAGGUGGCGCUGGUGGGCUUCCCCCGGGCCGUCUACGGCCUGGCAUCCCUGGGGAUCCUGCUGGUGCUGUGGACGCCAGUGACGGUGUUCGUGGACAGCCGGGAGCCAGUGGUGCCCAUUGUAACCCCUUAUCAGGGGGCCCCCAGCUCCCAAGCUGACCUCCAGCACGUCAUCCCACAGAUCUACAGGAGGAUGCAGGAGUCUCUGAAGAGCCAGCUGGACAGGGGUCACCGGAGGGCCACGGUGGCAGCCUACGGGCUGGGGAGCGUGUACUCAGCCGCCCUGGUCAUAGUGCUUACCCUGGUGGGCUUCCUUCUGCUGCUCCUGCACAGUGAGAGGAUGAGCCUCUCCUUCCUGCUCCUCUUCCUGGAGGCCUUUGUGCUGCUGCGGAUCCACGCCUGUGUCGUGAGCCUCGCCGGGGACGCUGAGCCCUUCGUGGUCCCCUGGUAUGCGGUCACCGCCUGGGUCCUUGCUGCCACCCAGUUCUUCUAUUCCACGGGCCACCAGCCCAUCUUCCCAGCCAUUCACUGGAACGCGGCCUUCGUGGGCUUCCAGCAGGGCCACACCACCCACCUGCUGCCCGCUGUCCUGGUGGGGGCCAACACGUUCGCCUCCCACAUCCUCUUUGCAGUUGGCUGCCCUCUGCUCCUGCUCUGGCCCUUCGUCUGUGAGGCGCCCAACUCCCAGAGGAGGAAGCUGAAGAAGGAACUGCGGGAAGAGCUUCAGGAGGAGGAGGAGCCCAUGAUGGAGAUGAGGCUGCGGGAGUCUCCGGAGAGGUUCUCGGCUGCUCUGCUGCAGCUGGGGCUCAAGUACCUCUUUGUGCUUGGCGUGCAGCUCCUGGCCUGCGUCUGGGCAGCCAUGAUCCUCAAGCGGCAUCUCAUGGUCUGGAAGGUGUUUGCCCCAAAAUUCCUCUUUGAGGCUCUGGGCUUCAUGGUGAGCAGUAUCUGCCUCCUGCUGGGGAUCUUCCUGGUGAUGCGUGUAGACUGCACAGUCGGCGCCUGGUUUGAGCGGCUCCAGCCCAGGUAGCAUCUGAGCAGCCAAGAUGCAGGGAAGCCGACGCGGAGCAUCGUCCCCUGAGGUGACGGCUGCAUCCCUGCCUCGCGAGGCCAGGCGGGACCCAGGAGCCGCCACCAUGGACAGUAGCUGGGGAUUAUCCCCGUCUCCCUGCUGGGCGCUACAGGGCAGGGCCGGCUGGUCUCUGGCCUCACUCACUGUGUCAUUGAACUCUGAGCUGAACUUCAUUGCCUCCCGCUGGGUGGGUUUGCAGCCCAGGCCAGGCACGCUGGGCAGCAGCGAAGGGUCUGUUGGGAGGGGAUGAAAGUACAAAGCCUCAAGUGCCCUCCUGUAGCUGGAUGAGGGAGGGGGUCUUGCUGCCAUUUCCUUGACAUCUCUUCUCACUGGGCAGAACGCACCGCAGGCCACUGUAGGGCUGUGUGCUGCCCUGGUGUUUGCUACCUCACCUGGGCCUCAUCUACUGAGGAGCUCCUGGGGUGUGUGGGUGCCAGAGGAGUGACCUCCCUGUUCUCUGUCUGCUCGUGCAGCAGCCUCAUCCCGGGCCCUGGCUCCCAAAGAGGGGAGUCUGGGCAGUGCAUGUCCCUGGGCUCGGGCAGCAGCAGCUUCUCAGAGGAGGAUUUGUCUGCUGUGUGAUGGGGACACCCCCUGCCGCACUGAUCCUGGUCUUCCUCAGGGCUGCGCAUGUGAGUGCCACACCCUGAAGUGUGUGUGUGUGUGUGUGUGUGUGUGUGUGAGAGAGAGAGAGAGAGAGAGAGAGAGAGAGACUGGCCAGAGAAGCCUGCACAGCAUGGUGCUUUCAGAUGGUACCUGGGGCUGGGUUUGCAACAGUCUGUAGAAAGAUUGUUUGAAACUGCUGGGGAAGGAGACAGCAAGGAGGGAGGGAGCUGUACCCAGGAAUAAAAUCCUCUCUGAGCCAGGGCUUCAGCCUUUUCUGGUAUCCAAACAGCGACCUCAGCUGUAGCAGCGAGGGCCCCCCGUCUCCUAUUCUGGUGCAUGCCCUUAAAUCUGCUGUGGAUCUCUGGCUGCUUCCAACCCCAACCUUGUGAUUGAGUGACCCAAGUAGCGUGGCUGGUUAGUGAGCACAGCUGAACGACAGCCAGGUAGUGACAGGGCCUAGUAACAAAGCUCCUUGUUAAAGGAGGAAGGGAGAGCCAAGAACUGCAGGCCUAGCCACGGGCAUGUGCUCAUCGGUGGCCAGAGACCAGUGCUGCAAAGCUUUUGGGAGCAGAUAACACCCCUGCAGGCUCGACAGCUUAGCCCCUCAGACAUACUGAGGCACCACCUGGAGUUGAGGCUGGACUACAUCUCACAAGCUUGGCAGGGUGGGGCCUGGCCAUGUGUUUGGAAAAUCUGUAAGAAAACCCCAAGUGCUGCAGGAGAUGGUGGUCAUGAUUCAGAGCACGGUGCUUUUUGCAGUACUGACCUGGGUGCUCCAGCCCCGGGUGAUGUCUCAAAGGAGCUGUCCCAACCUCACUCCUCCUAUUUAUGAUCGUGAGAUUGUAUCCCAUCUCUGCAGGGGUUGGGGGGUUAACCAUGGGGCUGGCUAAAUUCCAGUGGGGACGGUCCCAUUCUGUCUCCCUAAAUUCCCCCUGCAGUUAAGGUGUUCUUCACUUCCUGCCCCAAGCCAUUGUGGCAUUACUUGGUGCUAUUAAACCCUGCAGUCCACCCCGGGUGGGUGAAGUGAUCUGUACUGUGUGAACACAGCUCUGGAGGGCAAAAGGAGCUAAGAAAGGUUUGCCGGGGUCAUUGAUUUGGUUGCUUUUCGCUCCCCGUCUCUUUCUGGUUGGGAAGAACUAGUGUUUGACUUCAAUGCACUGUGCUAUGUGGCUAGGGUAGUUCUGGACCCUUCCUAGUCUCCUGCCUCUGGGUACUUUUGGGGCCUCCAAAGUUAUCCUGGCUGGCUGAACUGCUACUGUUAGUCCCAAAGCACCCAGCUGGUCUGAAGGGGGCAUGUCUUGUGGGUGGAUUUGGUUCAUCACUGUAAUUCUGUGGGCCCUGUGUUUGCCCUCCCUUGGAUAGUAGCUGAGCAGGUUGGUUAGCUAAGGUCACCUGUUAUAUAAUGGUUCUUUGCUGUAGCUGCUAGUGCGGACCCUAUUGAGUCCUGCUGGCCAGUUGCCAGGGAUUGCCCCAUGGUCAUGUGACUGGAAUGGGUGCAGGUGGCAUUAGAACUCCAGGCAACUCGCAUUGCUGAAGCCAGGGAGUGACCCCCACCGCAUCACCUGCGUUGACAUGAUGCCCAGCCAUGCAGCCUAGUCAGUAGCCGCUGGUCUGAACAGCCUUGCGGUACAGUACAAAUCUCUGUGGUCUUUAAAGCUGUAUUACUGUCCCAAAACAUCCCUGUCGCGACCCAGCAUUCUGGGCUUUGCUUUCCCCUGCUCCCAAAUGUCAUCCAACCUCCCUUUCUUCAGGAGCUUUCACUGUACUGCUCAGCACUUCAGUGCAUGUCCUUGCAGAUCUCUGCGGGCUUAGGAGCUAACAGCCUUCCCCUUCCGCCCAGUCAGCUCUGGAUUAUCCCCAUUUUAUAGAUGAGGAACCUGAAGCGCUUGUGGCUUUGGUGUGGCCAUGGUCGCACAAUGAGUCUGGGCGAGCAGGAACACAGCCCAGGGGUCCUAGCUCCAUGAAACGCACAAAACUCUGCCCCUUCUCACUAUUUAACUCCCUCUGUGUCACUUUCCAGCACGGGGUGGGUCUGAAACUGAUUUUGAAUCUUUUAUCUUUAAAAUGUUUAAAUCCCAUUGUUCUUGUAGCAACAGGGUGGUCUAGUGAAUCUGGGCACAGGCCUGGGAGCUGGGACUCCUGAUUUCUGAUCUUAGGUCUGCCACAGAUGGUGUGACCUAGGGCAAAUCACUCUGCCUCAGUUUCUCCUUCAGUCAAGUAGAAAUAAUCUAAUUUCAUAGAAACCCUGCACUGGGUUAUCAGGGUGCACGUCUUCACCGGGCUCAGGGACUAGUUAUAUCAUGGGAGUGCCAAGGAGCCCAAGGUAGCAUUUGGGACCUGUUAUCCUGGUCGCUGUAUCAAGGGAGACUAAGCUGCUGUCCCGAGGAACUGAGUCCAAGCAGACAGAUGACCCAUGGGGGGCUAUCGACACGUGUGCCAUUUUGUAUGUCUCGGUUACUAGUUCUGUAGUAGUUUUUCCAGCUGCCCCUGAACCUCGCCACUUAGCUGCCAUUUCGGUUAAUGUACCAGAGAGCCCCAGGGUCACACUGCAGCACCUGUCCCCUGCAGGAAAAUGAGUUAAUAUUUCUCAAGUGCUUGGAGACGUGAUGUGCUGGUUAUUGCAGUGAAUGGAAACUCGUGGUGCUUGUUAAUUUAAAACUCUGAACUGUAGUGCUGAGGCUGCUGCUCGCUGGGCCCAGCCAGGGGGUGAGGGUCCUAGGGGAGUUAGGGGUGUAUUUGGUUUCUGAAUUCAAGGUGUGUUACUGCCGAAGAAAAUCCUGCCAUCUGUUUCCUCUCUCAGCCUGUCAACACAACACCUAGGCGCUGUUACAAUUUCAGCAUCCCAGUGAGCCCUGGCCGGAGCCUGACACACAUUCUCCUCACUCCCUUCCAGGCAGUUGUGUCCCAUCCCAAUGGGGGUGGACUCCAUGCAGAGAGGGGAGAUUUGCAUUGUUCCCGAAGCAGGGUGAGGCUGGAAUCCCCCUGAUGCCCCCUCAAUGGGGAUUUCAGUAGAUUAUGACAUAGGGCUAGGAGGGUCAUCCAUCAUCUGCUCCUCAACCUUGUCCCUCCGCACUGUCUACUGUGGUACUGUGCAGAGGCACUACCCGUGGGAUGCAGGCCUAGCCUGUCAUGGGCUCUGCAGAUCAGGGCUAGUACCUAGAAAUGGAUCUGUCUAUGCAGGUGUAAAACUCCAUUCUGGCCAUGCACACCCCACCCAAGUGUUUGACAAGUGCAGUGUGUGCAGAGCUCCUGGCAUGGGAGAGCCUUAGACACAAUUGUGUAUUUAGGUCUAAUUUCUAAAGCCUGGGUGGGAAAUCUCUAUCAGACCUCCCCAAGAGGUGGGAGGUGGUUACAGACAGUGUUCUCAAGGCCUUGGUCCUGUCUGGUUUAUUCCAUAACUUCACAUGUCAGCUGUCAGCACCAGCUGUGAUUACGCCUGUUUCCUUUUACUCCUAUUCAUCCUAUUUCUGUUUAUCCUUCCUUGAAAUGUUUUAAACCAUUUGCCUCCCUUAGGGAUGCCAACACGCUCUCAGUAGGUCGCUGGGCAUUGCAAGGGGGAGGUUGUGUGGUCCAGCAGACAGCACACAGCGCUGGGAUUCAGGAGACCUGGUUUCAGUUCCUGGCUCUGCCACUGACUGACCACGUGGCUUUGGGGAAGCUGCUGUGCCUCAGGGACCCUGUCUGGAAAAUGGGGGAAACAGAGUCAUUUAUGUAAAGCACCUUGAGCGCUCAGGAGCAAAGUGCUCUAAAGAUGCUGAGCACAAUCUGUGGAUCUGAUUGUCACUUUCUUUCCACUGGAACAACUCUGCCUAUAAGGUGGAAGUGACUGUGGAGUCUCUGCCAGUGAGUAGAGAUUUAUAACAGAGCCUCGAGGGGGCAAACUGGCAGCAGUCCAUCUAAAAGCAUCACCUCUGGACAACUCCAGUCAUGAGACAGAGUUGGUGAGUGCUCUGAGCAGAGGAAUGGGAAGUGGGAAGGCUGUGGUCUCUUUUCACCUCUGGAACUGAUUUGCUACGGUCUUGGUUGGGCAAAUUGUUUCACUUCUUGUGUCUCAGUUUGCCUAAAAUUGGGAUAAUACUGACCUCCCUUAGCAGGGGUCUUUCCAGGCUGUGUGGUCUGUAAAAUGCAUGGAGAUCCUCAGUGAAGGAGCUAGAAGCUAAUUAAUAACGGUUCUUGUUUCACUAUGUAAUUAUUAGGUGGUGGGGAAGAUUUGCUGUGUGAGUUUGGAUGUUGCUUCUCCUAACUAAAUCCAAGUAGGGUAACCCGUGAUUGGUUUCAGAGCCCAGCUGCAGGUUACUCCCCUGUCUAGGCUGUUGUCUGUUAACCUCCUUUUCGGGCACAAGGACGGGGAAAGACUGGCGGCUAGCCGGGGGCAGGAGGCCGCGUGCCUUGGUCUGGUUCUGAGCUGCGGCAAAGCGGAUGGUUGCAAAUAAAGUGUGAGAUGCCAAAUGGAGCUGAGCUUUGUAGCUGUGUGGGGCGGGGAACGGAGGCAGCCCCCUGCCAGCGGACGGGCGCUUUGUGGGGGCGAGGAGUGGGUGUAGCCGCUGCACGGCAGCCGCUUGGCAAACGGGGGGACAGCGCCGUGCGCCCCCCAACCACCCCCGUUCGUAGCCGGGCACGAGCCCCCUCGGGGCCCUCCCUUA
Molecule: messenger RNA, 8655 nt
Organism: Dermochelys coriacea (leatherback sea turtle)
Lineage: Eukaryota; Metazoa; Chordata; Testudines; Dermochelyidae
Gene: PIGO
Product: phosphatidylinositol glycan anchor biosynthesis class O
Exons: 11
Coding region: 107-3367 (1086 amino acids)
Biological process (GO): GPI anchor biosynthetic process
Cellular component (GO): endoplasmic reticulum membrane
Molecular function (GO): mannose-ethanolamine phosphotransferase activity
Source: RefSeq, a predicted model, not a curated record